UCUCACUAGCCACGCCUCACUGCACAGUAGCUAUAAUUACGCAGCAUUGAUAGUGAAAUCAAGGCGAGCCGAUGGUGGCAUCGGCGCCCCACGUCGCGCUCGCGGCGGCCGUCCUUGUUCUCUUCCUCCCUCCCCUCCUGGCGUCCGUCGUCGCCGCGCAGCAGGGCAAGGCCAAGGCCUUCUGCAUCAGCCAGUUCACCAUCGCCAGCCAGGCCUGCUCCAUCCUGCCUCCCAGCCCUCCCGAGGACGAGCCCCACCACCACGACGAUGAUGACGACGACGACGACGACGAGCACGAGCACGGCGACGGAGACCGCCGCGUCCAUCACGGCCACCACGGCGGCCACGCCGCGGUGCACAGCAUCGCGUCGCUCGCCCGUCUGAUGGCGACGGACAACAAUGACAGCAUCGUCGGUGACGUCGCUGUCCACGGCAGGAACAACGGCACUGGCCACGGCGCCAGGAACGGCACGGGUACCGGGCACCACGGCGGCAGGAACCACACGCGCCGUGGACGCGGGCGCGGGCGCGGGCGUCUGCGUGGGAGCGGGCGGCGUGGCCGUCUGCGCGAUGAGGACCCUGACCACGACGACGACCACGAUGAGGACCCUGACCACGACGACGACCACGAUGAGGACCCCGACCACGACGACGAUCACGAUGACGAUGACGAGCAUGAUGAUGAUGACGAUGAUGAUGACGAUGACGACGACGACCACCACCACCACGAGCACCACCAUGACGAGGAGCUCCGGGCGUACCGCGACUGCUGCCGGUGGCUGCAGGAGGUGCAGAAGGACUGCGUCUGUGACGCGCUGCUGCGGCUGCCGCCGUUCCUCGUCAAGCCGCAGCACAAGUACGUCGUCCGGGUCGGCCGGACGUGCCGGAUCGUCUACCGCUGCGGCGGCGUCUAGCCACUGCCCACUGGCCGCAGGCCGGUUUUGGAGUUUGGUUAACUGCACUUUGGGUCCCUGUUCUCUGCUUCAAGAUUUGCAUGUUUUGUUCUUCAGUCCACGUAGAUGAUUAGGUAGGUAAGUGUGGAUCGGGUGUAAUUUUUCCAGUAUGUGUCCUGGAAGUUUUCCGAUGUUUUUUCCGUUUGGAUAGAUUAAUUGAUGAAUAAUACCACAAUGUUGUCUUCAGAAUGCA
Messenger RNA from Brachypodium distachyon (stiff brome), 1146 nucleotides. RefSeq names its product sarcoplasmic reticulum histidine-rich calcium-binding protein. Lineage: Eukaryota; Viridiplantae; Streptophyta; Magnoliopsida; Poales; Poaceae. Bases 72 to 914 code for a protein of 280 amino acids. The record is from RefSeq and is a predicted model, not a curated record. The transcript has a single exon.